GGUAGAAUUUGCUUCCUGGCGCCCGUAGCUGGGCAGCAUCGGUCGGCUCUCCGCCCUAGUGACCAGGCGCUUUUGAGGGCGCCCCAAACCCUGGCAGCUGGACGCGGCGGCGGGGCGGAACUGUUUUCUGACCUGUGUGAUUCCUAUUAAAAACUUAUACAUACAGCCAAGUAGGGAAAAUGCAUAUUAAGUCAAUCAUUCUUGAAGGAUUCAAGUCCUAUGCUCAAAGGACUGAAGUCAAUGGUUUUGAUCCCCUCUUCAAUGCCAUCACUGGUUUAAAUGGUAGUGGAAAAUCCAACAUACUGGACUCCAUCUGCUUUUUGCUGGGUAUCUCUAACUUGUCUCAGGUUCGUGCCUCUAAUUUACAAGAUUUAGUUUAUAAAAAUGGGCAAGCUGGUAUCACCAAAGCCUCAGUCUCAAUCACUUUUGAUAAUUCUGACAAAAAGCAAAGUCCUUUAGGAUUUGAAGUUCAUGAUGAAAUUACAGUAACAAGGCAGGUGGUUAUUGGUGGCAGAAAUAAAUAUUUAAUCAAUGGAGUAAAUGCAAACAAUACCAGAGUACAGGAUCUCUUCUGUUCUGUUGGCCUUAAUGUUAACAACCCUCACUUUCUCAUCAUGCAGGGCCGAAUUACAAAAGUAUUGAAUAUGAAACCUCCAGAGAUUUUGUCUAUGAUAGAAGAAGCAGCUGGAACCAGGAUGUAUGAAUACAAAAAAAUAGCUGCCCAGAAAACUAUAGAAAAAAAGGAGGCUAAGCUUAAAGAAAUUAAGACGAUACUUGAAGAAGAGAUUACACCAACCAUUCAAAAAUUAAAAGAGGAAAGAUCUUCGUACUUGGAGUACCAAAAAAUAGUGAGGGAGAUAGAACAUUUGAGUCGUUUAUAUAUUGCUUAUCAAUUUUUGCUGGCUGAAGAUACCAAGGAACGAUCAGCUGAGGAAUUUAAAGAAAUGCAGGAUAAAGUUGUAAAGCUACAAGAAGAAUUAUCUGAGAAUGAUAAAAAAAUAAAAGCUCUUAGUCAUGAAAUAGAAGAUUUGGAAAAAAGAAAAGAUAAGGAAAUUGGAGGGAUACUACGAUCUUUAGAAGAUGCUCUCGCAGAAGCUCAGCGAGUUAACACUAAAUCUCAAAGUGCCUUUGAUCUUAAGAAGAAAAAUCUAGAAAGUGAAGAGAACAAACGCAAAGAACUAGAGAAAAACAUCGUUGAGGAUUCUAAAACUUUAGCAGCAAAGGAAAAAGAGGUUAAAAAGAUAACAGAUGGAUUGAAUGCCUUUCAAGAAGCAAGUAAUAGAGAUGCUGAAGCUUUGGCUGCUGCACAGCAGCACUUCAAUGCUGUUUCUGCCGGCCUCUCCAGUAAUGAAGAUGGAGCAGAAGCAACUCUUGCAGGCCAAAUGAUGGCCUGUAAAAAUGACAUAAGUAAAGCUCAAACAGAAGCUAAACAGGCUCAGAUGAAGCUGAAACAUGCCCAACAAGAAUUAAAGACUAAACAAGCUGAAGUAAAGAAGAUGGAUAGUGGCUAUAAGAAGGAUCAAGAUGCAUUAGAGGCUGUGAAGAAACUUAAAGAAAAACUUGAAGCUGAAAUGAAAAAGCUAAAUUACGAAGAAAACAAGGAGGAAAACCUUUUGGAAAGGCGUAGGCAGCUGGCUCGUGAUAUCAGUAGGUUGAAGGAAACAUAUGAAGCUCUCCUGGCCAGAUUUCCCAACCUUCGAUUUGCAUACAGGGAUCCAGAGAAGAACUGGAAUAGAAAUUGUGUGAAAGGACUUGUAGCUUCCCUGAUUAGUGUGAAAGACACUUCUGCAACCACAGCUUUAGAAUUGGUGGCUGGGGAACGACUUUACAAUGUUGUUGUAGAUACAGAGGUUACUGGAAAAAAACUACUAGAAAAAGGGGAAUUGAAGCGUCGAUAUACUAUAAUUCCACUCAAUAAGAUUUCAGCCAGAUGUAUUGCUCCAGAAACACUGAGAGUUGCUCAGAAUCUUGUUGGCCCUAAUAAUGUUCAUGUCGCUCUUUCCUUGGUUGAAUAUAAACCAGAACUUCAGAAAGCAAUGGAAUUUGUCUUUGGAACAACAUUUGUUUGUGAUAAUAUGGAUAAUGCAAAAAAAGUGGCUUUUGAUAAAAGAAUAAUGACUAGAACUGUAACUCUAGGAGGUGACAUAUUUGAUCCUCAUGGGACAUUAAGUGGAGGUGCUCGAUCUCAGGCAGCUUCUAUUUUAACCAAGUUUCAAGAACUCAAAGAUGUUCAAGAUGAGCUGAGAAGCAAGGAAAAUGAACUACAGGCUCUAGAAGAGGAAUUAGCAGGUCUUAAAAACACUGCUGAGAAAUACCGCCAACUAAAGCAGCAGUGGGAAAUGAAAACUGAGGAGGCAGACUUACUACAAACAAAGCUCCAGCAAAGCUCCUAUCAUAAACAACAAGAAGAAUUAGAUGCUCUUAAAAAAAUUAUCGAGGACAGUGAGGAGACAUUAAAAAACACCAAAGAAAUCCAAAAAAAGGCAGAGGAAAAAUAUGAAGUAUUGGAGAAUAAAAUGAAAAAUGCAGAAGCUGAGAGAGAGAGAGAACUAAAGGAUGCUCAGAAAAAGCUGGAUUGCGCCAAAACAAAAGCAGAUGCUUCUAGCAAGAAAAUGAAAGAAAAGCAACAGGAAGUUGAAGCUAUCACUCUGGAACUGGAGGAGCUCAAGAGAGAGCAUGCAUCCUGUAAACAACAACUUGAAGCUGUAAAUGAAGCAGUCAGAUCCUAUGAAGGUCAGAUUGAAGUAAUGGCUGCUGAGGUCGCUAAAAAUAAGGAAUUAGUAAAUAAAGCUCAAGAAGAGGUGACCAAGCAAAAAGAAGGAAUAACAGCCCAAGACAACGUGAUUAAAGCUAAAUAUAUGGAAGUGGCAAAAUAUAAAGAGCAAAACAACGACGCACAGCUCAAAAUUAAGGAACUGGACCACAACAUUAGCAAACAUAAACGGGAAGCGGAGGAUGCUGCUGCAAAGGUAUCCAAAAUGUUGAAAGAGUAUGACUGGAUUAAUGCUGAGAAACACCUCUUUGGCCAUCCGAAUAGUGCCUAUGAUUUCAAAACUAACAACCCCAAAGAAGCUGGUCAGAGACUUCAGAAGUUGCAAGAAAUGAAGGAGAAACUAGGAAGAAAUGUCAACAUGAGAGCUAUGAAUGUACUGACUGAAGCUGAAGAGCGGUACAAUGACUUGAUGAAGAAGAAGAGAAUUGUAGAAAAUGACAAAUCCAAAAUCCUUGCAACUAUAGAAGACCUUGACCAGAAGAAAAACCAAGCCCUAAAUAUUGCUUGGCAAAAGGUGAACAAGGACUUUGGGUCUAUUUUUUCUACUCUUCUGCCUGGUGCCAAUGCUAUGCUUGCACCACCAGAGGGGCAGACUGUCUUGGAUGGUCUGGAGUUCAAGGUUGCCCUAGGAAACACUUGGAAAGAAAAUUUAACUGAACUUAGUGGAGGCCAGAGGUCUUUAGUGGCUUUGUCACUAAUACUCUCUAUGCUCCUCUUCAAACCUGCCCCGAUUUACAUCCUGGAUGAGGUAGAUGCAGCCUUGGAUCUUUCUCACACUCAGAAUAUCGGACAGAUGCUGCGCACUCACUUCACACAUUCUCAGUUUAUUGUGGUAUCCCUUAAAGAAGGAAUGUUCAACAAUGCCAACGUCCUUUUUAAAACCAAGUUUGUGGAUGGUGUCUCUACAGUAGCUAGGUUUACUCAAUGUCAAAAUGGGAAAGUUCCAAAGGAAACAAAGUCAAAGGCAAAAGGACCCAAGUGAUCACACAUGGAAGCUUAAAGUACAAAUUUAUUCCACCGUGACCUGAUUUUUUAACAGUUUUUAAAAGCUUGGACUUUAUGUAAAAUUUCAUGUUAUUUUAUUACUUAACCCAGAUUUUCUUCCUUUAUAUAAUCACUUAUAAAUGUGCAUGGAUUCCUCUUAGUGUGUAUAACUAUGGUCCAAUUACUGUGGCUGUGAUUUUAUAUAUGUCUAAUGUUUUCUUAUACAACUUUUUUUAUAUACUAUGAAACCUGAGAUACCUGCUUGGUGUUAAAUUCUGUUUAUAAAUGUGAAAAUACAAAGAGACAGAUGAAAUUAUAGAAUAAAUAUGUAGCUGAUAGUCAGCUUUUUAAUUAGUUAAAUUCCUAAAGUACUAUGCUAAUAAAGCUGUUCAGGUAAGGAAGAAUUACAAAGCAAGUAGCUGAGUUCCCUAAAAAGGGGACUCAAAAAACUAUUUUGGUUAGUACCUUGAGGACACACAGAUUUAAAUCUCAGAUUUAGAUUCAGAUGGGAAACACAUCUUCAGAGAUUUCUCAUCUUAAUGAUGUUUGUUUUUAAUGAUGUUUGAAUAUCAUGUUUCUAUAUGCUUAAGUUUUUAAAAAUCUUGAGAAUUUUAAUAAAAGUUUGGAGAAGCUGCUCUCGACUGCUGAUAAACUUGCAGUACAGUAUUUUCAGAGAUUUUCUUAAUCUAAUCAAUAACAGUUGAGGAAUGAGGAUGGAGGAAUCAGACUAAAUCAGGUUGUCUUUUUCCUAAUUUAUGACAUGUAUGGAAAUGGAUCCCGCUGUUCUACCUUAAGGACUUGACCAUUAAUACAGUUCUUAGUGUCUUCUGUUUCCCAGUUCAAAAGGAUGAUUCUUGUAAGAAUUCAAGGAAUGGGGUUAGUAAACACUAAGAAUACCACCUAAAUUUCUCAGUAUCUCUAGGUACCUCACCAGAACAGUGUCUCCAAACUCGAGUCCUGAAAAUACUGAGCUUGCCUGUAUUAUUUUAACCCCAUGUCCCUUCUUGAUAACAUGAGUUUAAAAUAAAAUGUCUUAGUACCAUGUAAUCCUUUCCCUGAUGCAUGCUCAUACUUGUUGGCCCUAAGUUUAACAUUUCUCAUCCUUCAUUUUCACAUGAAUCUAGUUGUCAGAUAACAGCCAGGUAACUUCAUAUUGGACACAUUGAAAGAAAUAUGCAGUUAGCUAUCCACUGUGGAAGGUGAAGGGAACAAAGCUGUAAAUGCUGGGUCCCAGGAACCCAGUAGCAAUAUAACAGAUUGUUUUUUUUAAAUGUGUUGCAGAUUGCUAUGUCAUUUCACCAUCAUCAGUGUAUAGUAUACUUAACUACAACUCAAAUUUGACUAAUUCUGUUUUAGCUAGUGUUUUAUAAAAAGCUUGUUGGGUGUUGAGUGUUUUAUCACAUUACUAGAUUUUAUUUGCCUCUGCAACAGAUUUUCUACUUAGUUCCCCUACUUUGUUUUAUAUAUAAUUCUAUUUUUUAAAAAUCCUCAAACAUAACAUUUUUGUAAAUGUCAUUCUUUAUUUUGUUCUAGGACUAGGAGAUAUUCCCUCUUAUAUUUUCUGAAUUUUAAAAAAUUAACCCCAAUUCUAUGUAAUAUUUGGCAGAAUGAAGCCAUUGGGACUGGAGGGGAGGGGCUUGAUAGAAAAAUAAAAUGAGUAUAAUUUAAUAGU
This is a messenger RNA of Condylura cristata (star-nosed mole), 5429 nucleotides long. RefSeq names its product structural maintenance of chromosomes 2 (gene SMC2). The transcript has 25 exons. The record is from RefSeq and is a predicted model, not a curated record. Gene Ontology annotation, biological process: chromosome organization. The coding region runs from base 180 to 3755 and encodes 1191 amino acids. Gene Ontology annotation, cellular component: chromosome. Lineage: Eukaryota; Metazoa; Chordata; Mammalia; Eulipotyphla; Talpidae. Gene Ontology annotation, molecular function: ATP binding; protein binding; ATP hydrolysis activity.